This is a messenger RNA of Nymphalis io (European peacock), 2376 nucleotides long. RefSeq names its product juvenile hormone epoxide hydrolase-like (gene Jheh-lp3). The transcript has 9 exons. The record is from RefSeq and is a predicted model, not a curated record. NCBI's taxonomy places the organism in Eukaryota, Metazoa, Arthropoda, Insecta, Lepidoptera, Nymphalidae. Gene Ontology annotation, biological process: epoxide metabolic process; response to oxidative stress. The coding region runs from base 233 to 2212 and encodes 659 amino acids. Gene Ontology annotation, molecular function: glutathione peroxidase activity; epoxide hydrolase activity.
UCCUAUGUAAACGCAAAUUAUUAAUACUGAUUUUUAAUAAUUAUGUACCUAUAAAAAUAAUUUAUAGUUUUUAUGCAUAAUCAUUCACCUCAAACGUCUCUUUAUGUAGAUAAGAAGUCGUUAGAACUUCUAUAAACCAAUAUCAAUAUAUUAAAUAAGAAUUUGUGUCGUAUAGUGAAACUUAUUUUUACCGGUAUAAGUUUUAGGUACCUCAAAAACUUAACGGCAUAAAAUGAGCAAUAAGCAGUCAAAGAAAAAUGAAAACAAAAAGAAAAAUAAUCAAGAUGAUAAAAAGAAACCAAAAUCAUCCUUAUUUUCUUUUCGAAAAAUAGUUUUUGUAUCUGCCCUACUAACAGGCUUAGCAUCUUAUUAUGUGUAUAAAGCCCUCACAACUCCACCUGAUCUACCUAAAUUAGACUUGGAUGAAUACUGGGGACCAUAUCCCAUGAAACUCAAUCAAGAUUUAUCUAUAAGACCUUAUCAAAUUGAAUUUACUGAUGUGAUGAUAAAUGAUCUUAAAGAAAGACUUCUGCAUAGAAGACCAUUUCCUCCUCCACUAGAAAAUACUGGAUUCACUUAUGGCUUUAACUCCUAUUUCAUGACUCGAGUUUUAGAUUACUGGCAGAAUAAAUACAAUUUUAAGGAGAGGGAAGAUUUCUUUAACAAAUAUGAUCAUUAUAUGACUAAUGUACAAGGACUGGAUAUACAUUAUAUGCAUGUGAAGCCAAAUGUCUCUGAUGAUGUUAAAGUGGUACCUUUACUAUUAUUACACGGAUGGCCAGGUUCUAUUAGAGAGUUCUAUGAGAUUAUACCCAAACUGAUAACACCGAGGGUUGGUCAUGAAUUUGUUUUUGAAAUCAUUGCCCCUAGCCUCCCUGGAUAUGGAUUUUCACAGGCACCAGCUCGACCAGGUUUAGGUCCAGCUGAAAUGGCUGUAGUCAUAUCGAAUUUGAUGAAAAGAAUUGGUCAUGAAAAAUAUUAUAUCCAAGGUGGUGACGUUGGCCAUACAUUGGGCUCAAUUAUUUCUACCGUAUUUCCUGACAGAGUGCUUGGUUUCCAUACUAAUAUGCCCUUGCUGUGGUUUCAUCCUUUGGCUCAUAUUUAUACUUUGUUGGGUAACUUUUGGCCGAAAUUAAUAGUCGAACCGGAAUUAGAAAGCCGCAUGUAUCCGUGGAGCGAGCACGUGACGCGCUUGAUAGAAGAGUCCGGCUACCUACAUUUACAGGCUACAAAGCCUGAUACCAUUGGUAUUGCAUUAACCGACUCACCAGCUGGUCUAGCUGCUUACAUUCUAGAUAAAUUCUGUACGAUGACCAAUCCGUCGUACAAAGAGUCUCAAGAUGGUAACAUACUGCCCAAGUACAGUCUAACACAUUUAUUAGACAAUAUCAUGGUGUACUGGUCUACCAAUAGUAUAACUACCGCCAUGAGACUAUAUGCAGAGACCUUUACCAUACGUGCCCUAAGUAUGAGGCUUGACGAAAUCCCAACAGAAGUACCAACAUGGGGAAUUAAAUUCAAAUACGAACUUGGAUACCAACCGGAUAGUAUAUUGAAGCUUAAAUUCAAAAAUUAUUUACACAGCACAAUGGUAGAAGACGGCGGCCAUUUUGCCACUUUAGAAAAUCCAGAUAUCAUGGCAACUGAUAUAUUUGAAGCUGUUAAAACAUUUAGAGAAUUCCAUAAUGCUGUUGGUAAACCAAAAGAAUUUGUGGAAAGAAAUCUCGAAAAGGCAGAAACUAUAUACGAUUUUACUGUUAAAGACAUAUACGGUAGAGCCGUGAAACUUGACAAAUAUAAGGGAUUCGUACUACUCAUUGUAAACGUCGCCUCUCAAUGCGGACUAACGGACACAAACUACAACCAACUAAACGAAUUACACGAGAAAUACGCAAAGAGUAGAGAAUUCCGUAUCCUAGCGUUCCCUUGCAACCAAUUUGGUACUCAGGAACCAGGAUCUGCAAAAGAUAUCCUCAAAUUCGUAAAAGAGAGAGGCGUCCAGUUUGACGUUUUCGAGAAAAUCGAAGUGAACGGCGAAAACACACAUCCAUUGUGGACAUUUUUGAAACGCACCCAGAGUGGCACUUUCGGUGAUUUCAUUAAAUGGAACUUUUCAAAGUUUAUCGUUGAUAAAAAUGGUGUACCCGUUGAAAGAUUUGGACCUAAUGUGAACCCCUUGGAUUUAGAACCCUAUUUGGCUAAAUAUUGGUAAAAAUAUAUUUUCAUUUAAAUCGUAAGGAUGAAUGAAUAAUAUUAAGAUUUAAACAAAUUGUUAUUUUAAUGGUAGUUGUAACAUUCAUGGUGCUUUGCAUUUAUCAAUUUUUUUAUAAGCAUUAAGAUUUGAAUUUUUUUAUAAGCAUUUGUAUAAUUUAAUAU